AUGCUAAUCAAUUACGCAUGCUCUGUUUCUAUAUUUUUUUUUCUCUCUCUCUCUCUCUCUCUCUCUCUCUCUCACCUUCUCGCUUUCCAAACACAUUAUUAUUGCAUUAUUCCAUUCACCUUUUUUCUUUUUUACUCUUUCCCUUUUUCUUUUCUUUUUCUCUUCUUCGCACCCAAUUUGUUUUCUCUUCCAUAUUCCCCUUUUUUCUCCUUUUCUCCCAUUCUUUCCUUCCUACCUUCUCAUAUUCACCGCGACUUCCUUUCUUUUUUUUCUUCUCUCCAUAACACCCUCGUUUUCCUUCUACCUUUAUUCUUUUCUACUUUUAGUUUUUCUUUCUUUCUUUCUUUCUUUCUUUCUUUCUUUUAUUCUUUCUUUCUUUCUUUCUUUCUUUCUUUUUUUUCUUUCUUUCUUUUUUUCUUUCUUUCUUUCUUUCUUUCUUUCUUCUCUACCUACCGCCCUUACUACGUUUAUAACACCCUACCUUUUUCUUUCUUCCUAUUUCUUCUCAUCCUGGACUUUCUCUUCAUUAUUCCUUCUUUAUUUUUUCCCCUUUUCGCUUUCCUUUCCUUCAUCAUUCUCUCCUCUCUGAUCUUUAUUUCUUUCCUCCCAGUCUUUCUUCCUUUCCUUCGUUCAUUCCGUCUUUUGCCUCCAUUCAUCUCGUUAUUCCUCCUUUACUUAAUUCUAUGUCUUUCCUUUCUCCGUUCAUUCAUUCUUUUCUCUUCUUUCUUCCUUCUCUCCCGUUUCCUUCAUUCUUUACUUUUCCCCUUUCACUUCCUUCCUUACUCUCUCCUUUCUAUUACUACUAUUAAUUCCUUCUCUUUCUUCCUAGCUUUGGUUCAUUACUUCGUUAACCUUCAUUGCACACUUCCUCGCUCUGUUAUUUCACAAAUAUCGCUCCUUAAUUUAGCCCAAUCAUUUUUCAUCUCUCCCUCCCUCUCUCUCUUUAUCUCUAUCUCAAUUCCUAAUUUAAUAUUUCCUCCCUUUCUAAUUCUAUUCUUCUUUUAUUAUUUACUUUUUACCUUCCUUUUCUUCUUUUCUCUGCCUUCUUUCUUUUGUCUUCAUCAUUUCUUCUCUCUUUUCGUUCGCCAGUAUCUUACUACAUCCUCACCUCAUUUGUCUCUUCUCUCUUUCUGUGGCUCCCAUCAUUAUCAUUCCCUUCUCUUUUUCUUCCUUUUUUCCUCUCUCCAUUCUCUUUUUUCUUUUCUUCUUUCCUUUUCUUUACAUUCUUUUUCUUUCCAUUCAAUGUUCUGUUUUCGUUUCCUCUUUGACUUUUCUUCUUCCUCUUUCUUUCUUUUAUCCUUUCUUCUUUUCCUUCCUUCCUUCCUUCCUACAUCUUUCCAUUCUUUUCUUUUUUCAUCACUUCCUUCUUUUCCCCUUCGCCCUCUUCAGCCUUUUCGCAUCUUUCCCCAUUCUUCCGCUUUUCUUCCCUUUUCUCGUCAUCUUCUUCCUCUUCUUGACUUUCAUCUCUCUCUCUCUCUCGCUCUCUUUCUCUUUGUUCCUUUCUUCUUUUCCUUAUUCUUUUCCUUUCAUCCUUUUAUAUCUCCCUUCUUUUUUUAUUUCCUUCUAUAUUUUCUUAUCCUAUUUCCUUUCUUCUUCUUCUUCUUCAUCUUCUUCUUUUUCUUCAUCUUCUUCUUUCUUUCUUUCUUUCUUUCCCUCCCUUUUAUUUUCUUCCUACCGCUUUCUAUAAUUUUUCCUUCUUCUUUCGACUUCAUCGUUUUUCUUUCCCCCUUCUCUCUCUCUCUCUCUCUCUCUUUUUAUUCCUUUCUUCUUUUUCUUAUUCUUUCUUCAUCCUUCUAUAACCUUCCACCGUUUUCCUUACUCGUUUCUUUUCUCGCUUUCUUUCUCACUUUUCACCCCCCUUCCUUUCUUCCUUCCAACGGCCUCUCAUAA
This is a messenger RNA of Acanthosepion pharaonis, 1890 nucleotides long. The record is from the annotation of a GenBank genome assembly. NCBI's taxonomy places the organism in Eukaryota, Metazoa, Mollusca, Cephalopoda, Sepiida, Sepiidae.